CCCCCAACCCCGGCCCCAGCACCAGCCUGAGCCCCUGUCCCGGCCCCAGCGCCAUCCUGAGCCACUGUCCCACCCCCGGCCUCCGCCCAGUCUGCACCCACACCCCGCCCUACUGUCCCACCACCCCAGCCAGAGCCAGGCCGGGCCUCAACGCCUCCCCUCACACUGUGGGGCCCACCCUCGCCCCCUAUCUGCCUACAGCAGCAGCCUUAGCCUUAACGGCCUCAGCAGCAGUCGGAGUAGUACCCCGGGCGGUACCAAGCCCCACGGCCCCGCUGGCCCGUCCCCACACCUACCCCAUCACCCGCCAUCCGGCUCAGUCGCUGCAGCAGCAGCCACCGCCUUCCCCCUGCCCAUCCCAGCCAAUCAGAUUGCUCCCCACGGCUUCCCCCCCGCCCUGCAGUCCUCGCCACACCCCCAUCACCCCAAUAUGUUUGCGCCUCCACCGGCCCUGCCCCCACCUCCGCCACUGACGUCUAGCACCCUGCCAGUCCCCGGAGGACACCCCGCCGCUGGGACGCCCUAUUCAGAACAAGACCUGCUGCGCCAGGAGCUCAACAACCGUUUCCUCGCCUCGCAGAGCGCCGACCGCGGGGCCUCCCUGGGCCCGCCCCCGUACCUGCGCACCGAGCACCACCAACACCAGCACCAGCACCAGCAUCAGCACCAACACACCCACCAGCACACCCACCAGCACACCUUCACCCCCUUCUCCCACGCCAUCAUGCCAACCCCUGCACCCCCCAUGGUGCGUACCCCAGCCAGAAAUUUUGAAAAAUUCCCAACAAAAGUUGACCCUUUCUACAGACACAGCCUGUUCCACUCCUACCCCCCGGGCGUGUCCGGCAUUCCACCGGUGAUCCCUCCGACCGGGCCCUUUGGCUCUCUGCAGGGGGCCUUCCAGCCCAAGACUUCUAACCCACUGGAUGUGGCCUCAAGACCUGGAGCAGUCCCACACACACUCUUACAGAAGGACCCCAGGUUAACGGAUCCGUUUCGGCCCAUUCUCAGGAAACCAGGGAAGUGGUGUGCCAUGCAUGUCCAUAUGGCCUGGCAGAUCUACCACCACCAACAGAAAGUUAAGCAGCAGAUGCAGGUCGACCCGCACAAGCUGGACUUCGGGCUCAAGCCGGAGUUCCUGAGUCGACCCCCUGGCCCCAGCCUCUUUGGCGCAAUGCACCACCACCACGACUUAGCACGUCCCGCCACGCUCUUCUCAGCAGCAGGUUCUACACAUCCUUCAGCCGGACCGUUCGGCCACCCUCCGCACCACCCUGGCAACUUCCUCACCCCUGCACCUCACUUAGAGCCAUUCAGUAGGCCUCCCUCGUUUGGAGGCCUCUCAUCUCUUAGCACAGCAGCCUUCGGUGGGCUUGGAAACCCAGCACUAAAAUCUCUAACAGCGCCUAACUCUGUGUUUGGCCAUAAAGACAACCCCAAUGCACAGCAGCACUUCAACAACAACCACGAGCCGUGGAACCGGCUGCACCGCACGCCGCCCUCCUUCCCCACCCCUCCGCCUUGGCUCAAACCUGCCGACUCGGAGAGGAGCGCCUCAGUCAGCUCCCACGAGAGAGACAGAGACUUAGACAAGCGAGACACGUCCUCCAUCAACAAAGACGACAAGGAGAGGGAAGCCAUGGAGAAGCGUCAACAGAGCCAUCCGUCCCCAGUCCCCAUUAACCCCAUCAGCCUGCUGGGUCACAGCCGUCCCCCAGAGCCCCAAAAGAACCACCUGCCCCCCAGCGAACCCCCCAGGGACAAGGACAAGCCCAAAGACCGAGACAGGGACAGGGAGCACCCCGACUCCUGGAAGCUCAACGGCACAGACGAGCACAAACUCAAAGAGAAUCACCACAGCGACAAGGAUACAACACCAAUCAUCCACGACGGGCGGGUGACUGAGGACAAGGCCAACGGCAGAGGAACGACCUCACCCUACAUCCGCCAGACCAGCCUGGACCGGCCCAACGGGGGGCUGGGGAGGGGGGAGAGAGAAGCCCUGAUGGAGAAGAAGGGAGAGCUGCCCUCUCUCUACGAGCACCACAAGAAGAACAACAACGAGGUGAAGGUAAAGGAGGAGAGGAAAGAGGAGCAAGACAGCCAUACAGACAGGGACAGACCCCCCUCUCACCCUCACCUCCACCCACACCUGCCCCAGGUGCCCCCCACGCCCAGCCUCCACACCCACCACCACCCCCCUUCCUCCAUGUCGAUGCCCAUGGGCAUGGCAGGCGUCCACCCAAUGAACAGCAUCAGCGGCCUGGAGAGGACUCGAAUGGUGGCCCCCUUCUUGGGCAUCAGCCCCAUUCCGGGGGCAGAGAGGUUCCCCUACCCAGCAUUCCACUGGGACCCCAUGAGGGACCCCUACAGGGGACUAGACAUCCACAGACGGGACCCUCUGGCCAGGGACCUGCUGCUGAGAAACGACCCCCUGCAUCGGCUGGCCGGGCAGCGCCUCUARGAGGCAGAACGCUCCUACAGGGACCGAGAAGCUCAUGACUUUAACCGCGACCACCACCACCCUCUAGCCCUGGAGCAGCGCCGGGAGCAGGAGGCCCGGGCACACUUGGAGGAGCGUGAGCGGUUGCACAUGCUCAGAGAAGACUACGAGCACGGCCGCCUGCAUGCCGCCAUGCACCACCCGGCCCUGGACGGCCACCUGCCACACCACCACGCUGGCCUCAUGAUCCCCGGAUUACCCAGCAUGCACUACCCCAGGGUCAGCCCUUCGGCCGCCGCUGCAGCUCACGCCGCCCACCAGAACGGUAUCCUGAACAAAACCCCGCCCACAGCCUCCCUGAGUGCUCCGCCCCCCCUCAUCCCCACGCUGGGUGCCAGGCCUGGCUCCCCCAGACGGACUACGCCCCUCACCACAGACAUCAGAGAUAGACCAUCAGCACACAACCACAAAGACAUAGAGGCACGGUGAGCAGAGUGGGGCGCAAUCCUAACCCUGGAUUGGAGGCAGACUACAGGCAUACUCUGACCUGUGCCUCACACCAAGCACUUAGCUUUGGAAACAGCAGACUGUACCAUAGCUGUGAAUAAUAUGUGGGGGAGAACACUCACAGAUUAUGUUUUUGUACAAUUUUUUAAAACUCGGGGGGGGG
This is a messenger RNA of Salvelinus sp. IW2-2015, 3113 nucleotides long. RefSeq names its product autism susceptibility gene 2 protein-like. Lineage: Eukaryota; Metazoa; Chordata; Actinopteri; Salmoniformes; Salmonidae. The record is from RefSeq and is a predicted model, not a curated record.